Chenopodium quinoa (quinoa) is the source of this 2936-nucleotide messenger RNA. RefSeq names its product pachytene checkpoint protein 2 homolog. Gene Ontology annotation, biological process: meiotic recombination checkpoint signaling; reciprocal meiotic recombination. The transcript is spliced from 14 exons. Gene Ontology annotation, molecular function: ATP binding; ATP hydrolysis activity. Lineage: Eukaryota; Viridiplantae; Streptophyta; Magnoliopsida; Caryophyllales; Amaranthaceae. The coding region runs from base 314 to 1972 and encodes 552 amino acids. Gene Ontology annotation, cellular component: chromosome; nucleus. The record is from RefSeq and is a predicted model, not a curated record.
AAAAUAAGUUUAGUUCAAUAAAAAUAAUUUCAUUUCAGUAAAAAUCAGUAACUGUAAAGAAGAAAAAUAACAAAAGAUCUAUAAAAGUAAGUUAGUUCACCAAAAAUAAUUUCAUUUCACCAAAAAUAAUUUCAUUUCAGUAAAAAUAAUUUUAAUUCAGUAAAAUUAAUUUCAAUUCACCGAAAAUAAGAUAGAGUGAACGGGCUUUAGUAUCACACUUUCCCUCAACGUUACAAAAACUAAACGAACAAAAAGUACUGUAUGAUAAAGUGUGAAGUUGAAUCUGAUGGAUAAACUCAAUUAACCCACCCUAAUGAAUUCCCGCUCAAAUUCAAAAGCAAAGAAUUCCCUAAAAUGUCGUUCUAGGGCUUCUUCCAAAAAUCAUCAAUUUCCAAUCAAUUGUUCAUCCCUUUUCAUUCGAUUUCUCUCAUUUCUCUCUCUUCUACACUCUGCAUCAUCACGUAGAAUUCAAUUUCGUCGUGUUCAUCAAUCAAAAUCAACUCGUUGCAGAAACCCUAAUUUCAAGAAAAUGAGCUCUCCAAUGGAGAUUUCAAUUCCAAAACCUGAAUCCACUGAACCCGAAGCAGAAACCAUCAAAAUCGAAAAUGGCGUCGUUUUGGAGCCAAAUGUUGCUUCUCCGAUGAUUCCAGAACAAUCUACUCCAACUCCUCCCAUUGCUUCCGAAUCAGCUGCUUCUCCUGCAAUCGCCGAUGACAAAUUCCUCGUUUCAGUUGAAGUAUGUUUGAAACCCUCCAGUACAGCUCGAUUGGAUGAUGUCCGCACUUGCGUUGAAAGAAUGCUAGAGACAAGAAGUUUGAGUUAUAGCAAUGGUCCUGUUCCUUUACCUGACAAUGACCAAUAUUUAUUAGAAAAUGUGCAGAGUAUAUGUGUAUGCGAUACAGAUGAAUGGGUGAAGAAUGGUGAAGUUCUUUUAUUUUGGCAGGUCAAGCCACUUGUGCAUGUGUAUCAGCUUAGUGAGGAAGGGCCUUGUGAAGAAUUAGGAGGAGAUGGUCAACAUUCCAGUUUUAAUGAAUGGGCUCUUCCUGCUAAGGAGUUUGAUGGAAUGUGGGAAAGCUUGAUCUUCGAAUCUGGACUAAAGGAAAGAUUGUUGCGGUAUGCAGCGAGUGCAUUGCUUUUUAGUGAAAAGGGUGUAAAUCCAUUUCUUGUGUCUUGGAACCGAAUCAUUCUUCUACAUGGACCCCCAGGUACUGGUAAAACAUCAUUAUGUAAAGCAUUGGCUCAGAAACUAUCAAUACGAUUCAGCUCCAGAUAUCCACAGUCCCAGUUGAUUGAAGUUAAUGCUCAUUCUUUGUUCAGCAAAUGGUUUUCAGAAAGUGGUAAAUUGGUUGCUAAGCUGUUCCAAAGUAUUCAAGAAAUGGUUGAGGAUGAAAACAAUCUAGUGUUUGUUUUAAUUGAUGAAGUUGAAAGUCUUGCGGCUGCUAGAAAUGCUGCCCUGUCUGGUUCUGAGCCCUCUGAUUCUAUUAGGGUUGUGAAUGCUCUACUUACUCAGUUGGACAAAUUGAAAAGCUCGCCAAAUGUUAUAAUUAUGACAACAUCCAAUAUUACAGCAGCUAUAGAUAUUGCUUUUGUUGACAGGGCAGAUAUCAAAGCCUAUGUGGGUCCUCCAACCCUGCAAGCACGUUAUGAAAUACUAAGAUCCUGCGUUCAAGAGCUUCUAAGAAGUGGAAUACUAAAGAAUUUUCAGGAUAAACCCCUCGAUAUGCUGACUUUUCCUAGUCUCAAGGAAAAGUUGCUGUCAAGUGAAAUGCAAGAGGCUGGGGCUUCAUUGACAUUGUCUAGGCAAUUGCUUGAAGUUGCAGAAGCAUGUGAUGGAUUGAGUGGAAGAUCGUUACGAAAGCUUCCAUUUUUGACGCAUGCUGCUAUGGCCCAUACAUUCAACUGUGAUCCUAUUAAGUUUUUGUGCACAAUGAUUGAUACAGCCAAAAGAGAGCGUUCUGAGAGACCAGACUGAAUUUUGAAGUAUUAAACUAUUAAUUGUAUCAGAGUCUUAUGUUGUACCAAGGUGAAAAAAAAGGGAGGGAUUGGAGGUGUAGGGGUCUUAUUAUUGUAUUAUCACAUUCAUUGUAGUUUCUCACCUUAUUCUCUGAAAAUGUGAGGAAGUGGUCAGAUAGAAUUGUACAGAAUUGGAUCAUGCAUAUGUAAAUUAGGAGUUAAGGAAGUUUGGUGCACAUGAUCCUCUGUUGAUAACUUGAAUUAAUUUGGUUGACUUUAUUUACUUCUAUUUAUUUUUAAUGGAGAAUGAUCUUGACUAUGCUUUAACCCAACCCUUACAGUUUUUUCAGUCAAGUAUUUGUGGGCUUAGUACUUGGAAGUAGGAAGGAGAGGUCAGGAGUCAAGGAGAUCCUUAAUCCCAAACACUCGAUUGGUAAAAUUAGAAUCCAAGACCUCUAAGAUCCAAAGUAAAACUCUUACCAAGUGAGCCAAACUUCGGUUGAAUUUCAACAUAAACAAAUGUGGCACUGCUAUGAAAUUUGGUGAUGUAAAAGACAUUGAAAUCGAAUGAAAGGAGCCCACAUCAGCAAUUUUAAUUCUCCAAAACUUUUUAUUGCUCAUGAAUGAAGCCCUUGAGAAAGUUACUAAUCCUGUUCCCAUUAAUGUAGGGUUUAUGACAUUAUGUAUACAAAUUGAGUAUUGUGUUUUUAUCCAAAACUGGUACUGCGGCUGGGAUCCUUCAAUGACAAGUAUUUUUUGAAACUUGAUAGUGGCAGAUUAUAUGGAAUAAGAAAAGUUUGUAUCAAAUACCUUUUUUUUUUUUUUCUUUUUUUGACAGGUUGUAUCAAAUACUUUGAUUAUAUGAAAGUAUGAAACAAAGGAACCUCAAGUGGAAUGUUUAUAAUGCACAGAAUAGUAUGAAACGAGGGAACCUCAAGUGGAAUGAUUAUAAUGCACAGAGUAGCAUACUAGAAAUCUAACAU